AUGACUUCUGCCUCAGUCGAUUCUCGACCGAAAGGCGAGGCUAUCCCCUACCAGGGAAAGCCUCUACCCAACGUUCCUGAAGAUCUCGUGGUCCCUAACAUUCUCAAUCUGGACUUCGACGAGAGACUCUGGGUUCCCCAAGGCCCAGAUGUCUGGUUUCGACCCAUUCUUUUCAAUGUCACACAAGGUUAUUUUGUCAACCUCCUCCGCGUGCGUCGUUCCGGUAUCUUGUCCCGCCACCGUCACUCGGGGCCUGUUCAUGCCACAGUUCUGCGCGGGAAAUGGCAUUAUCUUGAGCACGAUUGGUGGGCAACUGAAGGGAGCCAUGCAUUUGAGCCCCCAGGGGACAUCCAUACGCUCGAAGUACCAGACGGCGUGGAAGAAAUGAUCACUUUGUUCCACGUCACUGGAGCGUAUAUCUACGUCGACCCUAUGGGUGUUCCUUUGGGGGUGGAGGAUGUUUUCUCAAAGCUAGCCAGCGCAAAAGCCCAUUACGAGGAGGUUGGGUUUGGUGCUGAUUUUGUGGACCAGUUCAUUCGUUGA
This is a messenger RNA of Penicillium brevicompactum, 543 nucleotides long. RefSeq names its product 2,4'-dihydroxyacetophenone dioxygenase family protein. The transcript has a single exon. Bases 1 to 543 code for a protein of 180 amino acids. The record is from RefSeq and is a predicted model, not a curated record. Lineage: Eukaryota; Fungi; Ascomycota; Eurotiomycetes; Eurotiales; Aspergillaceae.